CCUCCCCAACCAGCGGUCUAUCUGGCUCACGGACAUUUCUUUCUUUUUCUCCUCCAUUGGACCUUUUCCCCUCUGUUCCCCGUAUUUCCUUUUCUCCGCCCCGUUCUAGCGACCUCCUCCUGCUGUCUUUGGCCUCUCCCCGGAUUUCCCCGCAUUGUCGCCAUGCCCGUCUCCUCACGUUAUCCCCCGGUUCAAAUUCCGGACGUUGAUGUCUGGUCUUUUCUUUUCGAGCGGGAAGAUCGGGCUUUCCCAGACGAUAAUGUUAUCUACCAGGAUGCAGACACACAGCGAUCGUAUACCUAUCAGCAAGUCAAAGAUGCAGCCCUUUCCUUCGGCAAGGGUCUCAAAGCCACCUUCGACUGGAAGAAGGGAGACGUGCUGGCCCUAUUUACCCCCAACAGCAUCGACACCCCGGCCGUGAUGUGGGGAGCUAUCUGGGCCGGCGGCAUCGUCUCCCCAUCCAACCCAGCCUAUACAGCUGAAGAGCUGGCCUUCCAGCUGAAGAAUUCCGGUGCCAAAGUCCUGAUCACCCAAGCACCGCUUCUCCCGGUAGCCACGGCUGCCGCAAAAGAAGCCGGCAUUCCCGAGGACCACAUCAUUCUCAUUGGCGACCAGCGGGAUCCGCAAGCUCGAACCAAGCAUUUCACCUCCAUCCGCAAUAUCUCUGGGGCCACACGCUUUCGCAAGACGAAGAUCGACCCAUCCCGCGACCUAUCUUUCUUGGUCUACUCCUCGGGUACGACGGGCGUACCCAAGGGCGUGAUGCUCUCCCACCGUAACAUUAUCGCCAACGUCCUCCAGCUCUCCGCGGGUGAAGCAGGCAAUCUCACCUGGAAUGGUGGCGCAGACGGCAAAGGAGAUCGCGUUCUAGCCUUCCUUCCCUUCUUCCACAUCUACGGCCUGAACUGCCUCGUCCACCAGACUCUAUACCAAGGCUACCAACUCCUGGUAAUGACCAAGUUUGACAUCGAGAAAUGGUGCUCCCACGUUCAAAACUACCGCAUCACAUUCAGCUACGUCGUCCCUCCCGUUGUCCUCCUCCUGGGCAAACACCCCAUCAUCGACAAAUACGACCUCUCCACCCUCCGAAUUCUCAACUCCGGCGCCGCCCCCCUCACCCAAGAGCUCGUCGAAGCCGUCUACGCGCGCAUAAAAUGCGGCAUCAAACAAGGCUACGGCCUCAGCGAAACCAGCCCCACAACACACACCCAACCCUGGGAAGAAUGGCGCACGAGCAUCGGCUCCGUCGGUAAACUCCUCCCCAACAUGGACGCCAAAUACAUGACCAUGCCCGAAGACGCCUCCGACCCCGUCGAAGUCCCCGCCGGCCAAGUCGGCGAACUAUACAUGCGCGGCCCCAACAUCUUCCAAGGUUACCACAACAACCCCUCCGCCACCGCAGACUGCCUCACCCCAGACGGAUGGUUCCGCACCGGCGACGUCGGCUACCAAGACCCCCAAGGCAACUUCUACAUCACCGACCGCGUCAAGGAACUAAUCAAAUACAAUGGCUUCCAAGUCGCCCCCGCCGAACUAGAAGGAAUCCUCCUCGACAACGACGCCAUCGACGACGUCGCCGUCAUUGGCCUCGAAAGCGAAGCCCACGGCACCGAGGUCCCGCUCGCGUACGUGGUCCGGAGCGCAAAGAGUCUCAACUCGGGUGUCGACGGCCCUCAAGAAGCAGCAAACAUCGUGAAAUGGAUCGACGCCAAAGUCGCAUAUCAUAAACGGUUGAGGGGAGGCGUGACUUUUGUAGACGAAAUCCCCAAGAGCCCGAGCGGUAAGAUUCUUAGACGCUUGUUGAAGAAGAAGGCAAAGGAGGAGGGUCUGGGCGUGGGUGCUGCUGGGCCGAAGGCUAAGUUGUGAGGCAGACCUUCAUGCUUUUCAUACUCCCUCCUUUCUUUUUUUUGUUUUACUUUCGGGUUAAUUGAUCAUGUGAAUAAAAUCUUGUGUAGAAGGACGUUGUACAUAAUUACAUCUAAUGAUGGUAUUUAUCAUGGUUUGGG
Molecule: messenger RNA, 2006 nt
Organism: Aspergillus sclerotioniger CBS 115572
Lineage: Eukaryota; Fungi; Ascomycota; Eurotiomycetes; Eurotiales; Aspergillaceae
Product: acyl--CoA ligase
Exons: 3
Coding region: 163-1866 (567 amino acids)
Biological process (GO): secondary metabolic process
Molecular function (GO): CoA-ligase activity
Source: RefSeq, a predicted model, not a curated record